AUGGUCCCCGCACUGACUCUGCUGAGUGCCGAAUCCUUGUGGCCCCAGCGAUACUCGGUCAGAGGCUGCUUGGAAGCAGGCCAGGCAUUUGACAAUGUCGAUGCCCAACAAAGCGCACUGACAAAAGGGCGCGUCGCUCAUACCUGGUUCAAGGGAACGUUGCUAGCCGAGAACGAUUCGCUGCCGGUGCCCCACUCGGCUUGGCGCCUGCCGCUCACUGAGUGGGGCCCGCACACCCGGCCCCUCCAAGCUUGGUGUCUCCAUCCUCAUUCAGGAGAGGAGAAAGAGACGGCGGCUACGAAACGUCAGAUUGCGAACCACCGCCUCUCCCACGGCCGCGCACAGUUCGACGUUCGCAGCCCUAUUCGGACGAUCCAACCAUCCCGGAAUCCCAGGCGCGUCGUCGUCGCAGCACAGCCUCACAGCACUGCCACUGCCACCGGAAGGCUGAUCGCACCUUGUCCACCAGUCUGCCUCGCCUUGCUGCUAAAGACAGCAACAAUCACGUACCUUCGUACCACGCAGGACCUAAUCGCAACGGUCCGGUACCGACCCAUGGACCAACAGCAUUCCCAUGCCCGCGGGCGUUCGCUCUCGGCGACGUCUACCGGUGGGGGUAUAAGGAAUGCCCACUCGCCGUCGCCUGCUCCUUUCCCUAAUCCGAACGAAGAAGCAGCCUCGUCCAUCGGUCUCGGCGUCAACCUCGUCGACCCAGCUCUCCAACAGUUUGCCGUGACCCAGCCCGACUUCUCGACAUAUGACGCGAAUGCCGGCAGCUUCAUGAGCAACCAGCAACCUGCCCCGCAGUCCUUCUCUCAGCCAGGCCUCACGAACCCCUCUGCCGUAACGACGUUCGACUUGACUCAAGACUUUAGCGGUCAAGUCAAGGCCGAGACUUCCCCCUUCGGCCCACCCAGCCCCGGAAGUUUCCCGUCACAGUCUCAACAGCAGCAGCAACCCGGCCUCCUCGCGCCGACCUUCGGUGACGGCGACUUUACCAUUUUCCCGCCUACCGCGGGCGAGCCACAGUUCAACACCCCACUUUUUAGCAACGACGGUCAGCAACAGCUUUCCGUUCCAGAACCCAACAUGAUGGCUCAGGCAAACCAUACACCGACCCCCCCUCACCUCCUCAACCCCGACCCGCAGCAGCCGGGCUCCGCGAAUCAUUCCCCCCGCUUCAACCAGCAUCAGUUUUCCUCCCCGCCUGGGAGGCACUCUAGGAAUGUUUCUCUCGGCCCCGAGGCGGCACUCCUGCCGGGGCAGCUGGACUGGACUCACGCGGGGCCUCAGUUUCAAGGACACAGGCGCAGCGCUUCCGAGUACUCGGAGGUCUCCUCGGCUGCGCCCUCUCCCAACCUCGUUAGCUCAGACACCUUUGAACACCUAGACCAUCACCACUCCCCGAUGCAACGGCCCCAAGACGCCGCGCUAUAUCAGGAGUUACACGGGAUAGGCAGCUUUAGUAUCUCGGACCCUGGCACUCACAGCCCAAGUCACGGUGGCGCAAGGAGCCCAUCCCAUAGUCCUGCCAUAUCGCCUCGUAUACUUCCCCAGCAGCUACCUGAUAUGGGCCAGCAGGGAAGCUUCUUGCUACCGAACCAGAACAACGGCUUUGGUCCAUCCUCGUACAUGCACGAUCCCCAGGAAGCGUUCCCUCAGCUCCAGGAGACGCCCGAGAUGCAACAGGGAAUGCCUGCCCCACCUUCCAUCAACAUUGACUUUGCGCCAACUGCUGUUCGGAGCGGUUUCGAGCAACCAAAGAGCCUUGAUAUAGAUUCGCUUACGCCGCCAGAGCGAGGGCGCCAAAGGGUGCAACGACCCCGCGCUGUCACGGACCCUUACAACAGCAGCGCCGCGCUGUUGGGGACCCACCGCAGUGUUUCGGCGUCCGGGGGUCUCUCCCCCGAUGCCGCCGCCGGCGCGCGGCCCGAAACAUCCCGCUCACUUUCCCCUCUUGACCGCGGAGGCAGUACGGCGGCGAGCAGGAGGCGCCAAUCCACUUCGGCCGUCCCGAAUAAUGUCAUGGCGCUCCGUCUCGUCGAUCCCGAUUAUAACGGCGGAGCCCAAGGGGAAGGUGGCGGAGGGAGCGCAAAGCGCGUGCAGAAACACCCGGCGACGUUCCAGUGUACCCUCUGCCCGAAACGGUUCACCCGAGCCUAUAAUCUACGCUCACACCUUCGGACACAUACCGAUGAGCGGCCGUUCGUGUGCACCGUCUGUGGCAAGGCAUUCGCGCGGCAGCAUGACCGAAAACGGCACGAAGGCCUUCACUCUGGUGAAAAGAAGUUCGUUUGCAAGGGAGAGCUCAAACGGGGUGGGCAGUGGGGUUGUGGCCGGAGGUUUGCCCGCGCCGAUGCGCUUGGCCGUCAUUUCCGGUCUGAGGCGGGCCGUAUCUGCAUUAAGCCGCUCCUCGACGAGGAGAUAUCUGAGCGGAUGAGGCAGUGGGAUGAGGAUCAAAGACAGCAAGCUCAGCAAGCCAUGGCUCAGGGUCUCGUCAUGCAGCCGCAGGGCAUGAUGAUGCCGCCUGGUAUGGACCCCAACACCGGCGGCUACCCGAUAGACGCCAGCGGCAAUUAUGCGCUACCGCAGGCGUUGCUGGCGCAGUAUCCUGCUCUGGCGCAAAUGAAUUGGUCGGGCGCCGACAUGGGCGGCGGUGGCAGCGGCAUCGAGGACGAGCUGAGUGGCAGAAGCAGCUUCGACGCGAGUGACUACGACGGCGAGGACGAUGGCGGUUAUGUCAGCGGGCCCGGCACCGGCUUCGGUCAGGGUGGGAUGCAAGAAAACUUCGGCGAAAUGGGCUACGCCAGUGACUACGGCGGGCGCUGA
Chaetomium globosum CBS 148.51 is the source of this 2829-nucleotide messenger RNA. RefSeq lists its product as uncharacterized. Gene Ontology annotation, cellular component: chromatin. Bases 1 to 2829 code for a protein of 942 amino acids. Gene Ontology annotation, biological process: regulation of transcription by RNA polymerase II. The record is from RefSeq and is a predicted model, not a curated record. Gene Ontology annotation, molecular function: RNA polymerase II cis-regulatory region sequence-specific DNA binding; DNA-binding transcription factor activity, RNA polymerase II-specific. Lineage: Eukaryota; Fungi; Ascomycota; Sordariomycetes; Sordariales; Chaetomiaceae. The transcript is spliced from 5 exons.